Molecule: messenger RNA, 1822 nt
Organism: Olea europaea var. sylvestris
Lineage: Eukaryota; Viridiplantae; Streptophyta; Magnoliopsida; Lamiales; Oleaceae
Product: chaperone protein dnaJ 10-like
Exons: 10
Coding region: 160-1128 (322 amino acids)
Source: RefSeq, a predicted model, not a curated record
AUAAGAAAGAGAUAACAUCAAGAAUUUGCAAAAUAAUAAUAAACUUAAUUUGCCCAAGCAAAGGAACUCGAGACUCGAGAGCCAGAGAAGAAUUAAUUUAGCUUGCGCUUGUAGAGCCGGUGUAAUCUGUCUAUAUUGUGACUCUGUGACUGAUAAGUCAUGGUAAAGGAUACCGAAUAUUAUGAUAUCUUGGGAGUUGGAGUUGAUGCUUCGCCUGCGGAUAUUAAGAAGGCUUACUAUAUCAAGGCCAGGGUUGUCCACCCUGAUAAAAAUCCUGGAGAUUCACAAGCUGCUCACAAUUUCCAGGUGCUUGGAGAAGCUUAUCAGGUAUUGAGUGACCCUGAAAAGCGUGAAGCAUAUGACAAACACGGGAAAGAGGGAGUACCACAAGACUCUAUGGUUGACCCUGCAGCUGUGUUUGGAAUGAUGUUUGGGAGUGAAUACUUUGAAGAUUAUAUAGGGCAGCUUGCAUUGGCUUCCAUGGCAUCUGUUGAAGUUGAUGAAAAAUUAGCCCCUGAAGUUCAAAAACAGAAAAUUCAGGAGAAGAUGAAGGCCAAUCAAAAGGAAAGGGAAGAGAAGCUCAUAGUACUUCUGAAAAAUCGUCUACUACCAUUUGUUGAAGGUCAAACUACCGAGUUUGUGGAAUGGGCAAAAUCAGAAGCCCGUCGUCUUUCUGAAGCUGCUUUUGGUGAGGCUAUGCUGCAUACUAUUGGUUACAUAUACACGAGACAAGCUGCAAGAGAAAUGGGGAAGGGCAAGCGUUACAUGAAGGUUCCGUUUCUUGCCGAAUGGGUGCGGGAUAAAGGGCAUUGGAUAAAGUCUCAAGUUUCAGCAGCUUCAGCCGCCGUGUCCUUGAUUCAAAUACAGGAGGAGUUGACCAAGUCAGGUGAAGGAGAGAUUAAGGACGAGCAUACCAUCAAAAUGUUUGAAGAAAAGAAAGAUGCAAUGGUUAAUUCCCUUUGGCAGAUUAACGUGGCAGAUAUUGAGUCAAUUUUAUCUCGUGUUUGCCAAGCAGUUCUCAAAGAUCCCAGUGCUUCCAAGGAUGUUCUCAAGCUGCGGGCCCGAGGAAUGCGGAAACUUGGAACAAUUUUUCAAGUAUGGAAAUGCUUAACUCAAAAUUCUGUUUGAAUUUUUAUCGGAAACAUAGUAUCUUUCCUUGAAAGUUCACCUCCUUUCCUAUAAUUUUUGAAAUGAAGCAUUGCCAAACAUUUACAUAAAGAGUUAAUUGGUGAAUUUUAGAUAUAUAGAAGAUUCAUACACCACAUUCUUCCUCCUUGAAACCAUAAACUCGGAAGUCAAAGUGUUGUUCAUUUGUUGAGUUUUCAUUUAAUUGCUUUGUGCAAACUUUCAAAGGCUUGUCAUAUCCUCGAAGAUAUUGUCGAUGGAUCCCAAAAGUAAUCUCAAACUAAGAGGGGGCAAAUAUUGCUUAAAGGAUAACGUAUUCUAAACGUGUUUCAAGUCUCAAAUUUCAUACUGUCUCUUGUAUUUUCUCCAAUAAGUUCAUCUAUUUUUGAAGUCUCAUAUGUGAUUUUCUUCUGUCAUUUUUAAAAAGUUCCAGUCUUUAAUCUCGUCAUAGUUUUCCAACAAAAGGUAAUUCCUCUUCUAGAAUUCUUCUGAGAUCCCCUAUAAGAUAUUUUGAUUGAUUUGUUUUCUGAAAUUAUUAAUGCUAUGGUUAAAAUGAGUUGGCAGGAAGCCUGGAGCCAAGCAUAAUCUUGUCUGGCUAAGCUUAGAAAUUCUUAUAAGUUCACUAAUAAGAUUCUAAUUAUGUUUUGCAUGUUCAUAUUUAUAUAUUGGUUCAUCUUAUUUUGGAAACGAGCGAUUU